Molecule: messenger RNA, 1761 nt
Organism: Papilio xuthus (Asian swallowtail)
Lineage: Eukaryota; Metazoa; Arthropoda; Insecta; Lepidoptera; Papilionidae
Exons: 6
Coding region: 219-1178 (319 amino acids)
Source: RefSeq, a predicted model, not a curated record
CUCGAACGACCUCUUUUCGCUAACCAACGUCGCAGCCGCGCCGUUUCCCGCCGCGUAACUCCAUACGAACUCAUGAUACUUUACAAUUGUUGUUAAGUACUGUAAACUACACAUUUCGAGUGUUAUUUUUUAUUAUGUGAUGGUUGUCUUUGAGGCAUGGGGCGGGGCGGCGCGAGGUGCGCGGGCGGCGAGUCCACCGCCGGCUGCGUAGGCGCACCAUGGACUGCUGUAAGUACGGCGAGCUGCGGCGCCACGGGCAGUACGCGGCCUGGGAGGGCUACGGCUACGCGCCGCCCUACGCGCCCUACGCGCCCUACGCGCACGCCUACUGCCCGCCGCACGCGCACGACCCCUACGCCCGCUACUAUCGCUACGACUACCCUGCCGCCGCCGCCGCCGCGCAUACGCACCACAAUGAACACGCUAUGCCUAUGGAUUAUGGAGCGUACGUCAGCAAGGAGUCGCGCGCGCGCCGGACGCUGUCUCGCAGGGACCAGCGUGCGCACACAGCGCAUCACCUGCCACUCCCGCACACGCCGCCUUCAGAAUGCGGCGGCUUAAACGGCCGCAGCGGCGGCUACUGCGAACCGCAGAUGUGGCCGCACUACCAGAUGGGUAUGAUGGGCGGCGGGGGCGGAGGCGGAGGCUGGGGCGUGGCGCACGCCGGCUCAUGGGCCUCGCGUAGUGUGUGCUCCAGGGACCAGAUGCGGUACAUUCCCAACGACGCUCGAAUGAUCAAGGGUCCGUAUUUAAGUCAUUCGAGUCAGCUGUGCCCUCCCGAAGGAAGGUCUACGCCGUACCCCAUGUACGAAGAUAUGUCUUACAGGAGCGACAACGGGAAGCUUAAAGGCAUGAUGGAGUACCCGGCAAGGAGCGCGCCACAGGCUGAGGCGCCGCGAGCGAUGCGCGAGUGCGCGGUCAGCUCGCCGCACCGUUCGCCGCCCGAGGAAAAACGACCUCCCGUGGUGCCGCUGCCCGCCUUUCAGCAGGCCUUUGGCUCCACCGAGAUCGGCAAGUUCGCGGAGGCGUUCAGUCGCGCCGAAGCGGUGCACGAGGUCGACGACAUCUCCAACGAGAAUUUCGUGUACGAUGGCUUCCAGGACUGGGAGGGGCCGCCUGAGUCCCAAUGGGCUGCGCCACCCUCCGCGCGGGAGAUAAAAUGCGAGGAUAACUAUUGAGAAAGGUCGCGUCUCGUGACGCACUCGGCGAUACGCCUCUUAGCAAAAUUUAGACAAUUUGUAGUUCCACCACCAUGUUGCCAAAGAGUAAGUAGUUCGACUUCGAUCGUAAUAAUCGACGUCGUAGAACUAUAGGAUGUGAUAACAAUUUUUUUAACAUGUACGAGAUUAGUUCGACGGAUAAAUAGUGGUGUGGCGUUGAAUUCAUAUACAUAUUAUAUUAUAAUAUUUAGUAGAAUAUUAAUUAGUUAUUCCUUUUAACUAGUUUUAGUAUUAACCUAAAGUGGGUGAACCCUGUUAUGUGGAAGGUGGGAAAUAGUAGGUAGGUACUGCAAAAAAAAAAUCAUAUGAAUCAUGAUUCAAUGUGCCUUUAUUCGGAUAGGCCGGCCGCCGCCCCCGCCCGCCCGCUGCGCGACGUCAAACGAUCACAAUAGCAAUCAUAGGGACCAACGUUUAGACAAAUAUACACCCCGCCCGGUCGCGUGAACCUUCUGUACGCAAUAAGCUCAACGAAAUAUUUUGUCUCCAGGGAGUUGAACGAAAUUUAUUAAAACCUAGCUAAAUUACAUUUAAAUAGAUAAUU